AUGCCACAUUCAGAGCAAGAUGGCCCUCUGGCCAAGCGCCAGAAGCUCGCUGUGGCCCCAGCCUCCAAGGCUCAGGGCCAGCAGUCGAGAAUCUUCGCUCCCUACAGGACGAUAGGCCUAGUCUCCCCGACCAACGUCCCGUUCACAACCGUUCCCCUUGGAAAGACGACUUUCCAGCUGACGACCUCCGUUGGCCGCUCGCUGCAGACCUACGACUUACGCCGGGGUCUCAACCUGGUCUUCAUCACCAGACCGCAGACACCCUUCGACAUUACCGCCACAUGCGCGUGGAGGCAGAAGGUCUUCGCCGCCUGGGGCGAUCCGCAGCAAGGCGAGGCGCAGGGUAUAUGGGUAUUCCAGCGCGGCAAGAAGCUUGCCGAGCUAGAAUUGCCUCUUGAUCUACAUGAACCGAUCAAGCAAGUCAUAGUGUCAGGGUCAUGGAUCAUAGCCUGCUGCGUUACGAGGAUAGAAGUAUGGAAGACGGAAAGUCUAGAGCACUAUACCUCCCUCUUCACCAUGGCUGGAAAGAAGGGCGACAACGAGCUGACGGGAGGAAUAUGCACCAUGCCGACAUAUCUCAACAAGAUCUUUGCAGGUCGCCGGGAUGGCUGGGUAGAGAUCUGGAAUGUCUCCACGGGCAAGCUGAUCUACACCAUUCUGCCCCCGUCCCCAGAGUGCGGUGCCGUGACGUGUCUACAACCUUCGCCUGCCCUGUCGCUCAUGGCUGUUGCCUACUCGAACGGCCCAUUGGUCAUUCACAAUGUCUUGACUGACCGACCAGUCAUCCAAGUCAUGGCAGGGUCCGAUGAUGCACCUGUUACGGCCAUCAGCUUCCGCACCGACGGUCAAGGUGCCGGCCACGAUGGGCGAGAGGACGGUGUCAUGGCUACGGCAACCGAGUCUAGCGGGGACAUCACUUUCUGGGAUUUGAACAAAGGAGGCAGAGUUAUGGGUGUUCUCCGGAGUGCCCACAACCCGCCAUCUCGAUCUGGCCCUACCGUCCGUGGAGGAGUGAGCAAGAUCGAGUUCUUGGCAGGGCAGCCGGUAAUCGUCACGAGCGGGCGAGAUAACUCGCUGAAAUCCUGGAUCUUCGACGAGACGCCUUUCUCCCCGAUACCACGCAUCCUGCACUCUAGGAGCGGACACGCCGCACCGGUGUCUUCUUUGCAGUUCUUGCCGUCCGACUUUGAUGGUGCCGACGCCGGUAACAAGUGGCUGCUCAGUGCUGGUCAGGAUCGUAGCCUAUGGGGAUGGAGUCUUCGGCGCGAUGGCCAGAGCACAGAGCUGAGCCAGGGCAGCAUUCGCAAGAAGGCAAAGAAAUACGGUAUUCUGGACAACAAUGCCCUAAAGCACGGCCCGACUACUUCGCUGGAUGAUCUCAAGGCCCCCGAGAUCACAUGCAUAGCUUGCUCCUUGAACAGAGAUGGCGGCAUGGGCGCUAUGCCCGGAAAGCAGGCCCUCUGGCAGAAGUCGCAGAAUCGGAAGAAGGCGGCAGAUGCAGAGAUUAGUGGCAUGACGGGAUGGGAAAGCGUGGUCACUGCGCACAAGAACGAUUCGUACGCCCGUACAUGGUUUUGGGGUCGUAAGAGAGCGGGCAGAUGGGCUUUCCCGACAAGCGAUGGCACGCAUGUGUCCACUGUCGCAAUGAGUCCGUGUGGAAGCUUUGCUGUAGUAGGCUCUAGUGGUGGCGGUAUUGACAUGUUCAAUCUGCAGUCUGGGCUGCAUCGCCAAAGAUACCCUUCAACCCUGUCACCAGCUCAAGCACGCCAAGCCAAGCUGCAGCAACUGAGGCAAGCCGACAAUGUCAUGCAACUCGAAGCUCGAUCGACCACAGGUUUCGCCCCGGGGGUGGGCAAGCACACAAAGGCAGUGACCGGCAUCGUUGUCGACUCCAUGAACAAGUACAUCAUCAGCUGUGGCCUGGAUGGCAAAAUCAAGUUCUGGGAGUUCCUGACUGGCCGCUUGUUGGAAGAAAUCAGCUGGGCACCGAUGACGGCCAUCACAGGCUGCCGGUAUCACGCCGCUAACGACCUCAUCGCAUUUUCUUGCGAUGAUCAUUCCAUUCGGGUAGUCGACAUUGAGACAAAACAGACCAUUCGAGAGUUCUGGGGUUGCGAAGGCAAAAUCAACGACUUCACAUUUUCCAAUGACGGGCGAUGGAUUGUGGCGGCAGCUCAAGAUUCAGUCAUCCGUGUGUGGGACUUGCCGACGAGUCACCUGAUUGAUGCCAUUCGGCUUGAGAAGCCAUGCACGGCUCUAGCUUUCUCGGUCACUGGAGAGUAUCUUGCCGCAGCAGGUGAAGGUCAACUAGGUGUCAAUAUCUGGACAAACAAGACCCUAUUUACCCAUGUACCUACGAGGCAGAUAUCUGAGAAGGAGGUUGGACGCAUGUCAGGUCCCACAACCUCGGGAGAAGGUGGACAAGGACUCAUUGAAGCUGCCUUUGAAGAUGAAGCUCCUGCAGAUGACGAUACUGUGGCUGCUCCUUCUAUUGAGCAACUCAGCACCGACAUGAUGACCCUCAGUCUGGUUCCGCGCAGCAGAUGGCAGACGCUGCUGCAUCUCGACCUCAUCAAGCAAAGAAACAAGCCCACCGAGGCGCCAAAGCUGCCCGAGAAGGCACCAUUCUUCCUACCUUCAACGACCAACUCGUCAUUGGCGAAGGCAGACGAACUCACCAUGGCGGUUACACAAGAGAACCAAAACCAGUCAAAGAUCACCAGAUUCGACCGGUCAUCUCGGAGCGAAGAGGCUUUCACCAGCAAGCUUCGUGAUGGUGCUGAGAGCGGAAAUUAUGAUGAGUUUAUUGAGCACCUCAAGUCUUUGUCCCCAUCCAGCGCCGACCUCGAACUGCGGUCAUUGACUGCGAACGAUGUGGAUGGUAAUGCCAACGAGCUACUUCAAUUCGUCCGUGCCCUCACAAGCCGCCUCGUCGCGCGACGGGAUUAUGAGCUGACACAGGCCUGGAUGACGGUUUUCCUUCGGUUGCAUUUUGACAUGGUCAUGGAGAGUGAUACCCUGAUGGCAGCGUUGCAGGAGUGGAAGAAGCAUCAAGCGGAAGAGUGCAGCAGGUUGGAUAAUCUUGUGGGCUACUGUAGCGGUGUUGUUGGGUUCCUUAGAAGCCCGCGCACUUAG
Messenger RNA from Neoarthrinium moseri, 3135 nucleotides. RefSeq lists its product as uncharacterized. Bases 1 to 3135 code for a protein of 1044 amino acids. Gene Ontology annotation, cellular component: small-subunit processome; Pwp2p-containing subcomplex of 90S preribosome. The transcript has 3 exons. Gene Ontology annotation, molecular function: protein binding. The record is from RefSeq and is a predicted model, not a curated record. NCBI's taxonomy places the organism in Eukaryota, Fungi, Ascomycota, Sordariomycetes, Amphisphaeriales, Apiosporaceae. Gene Ontology annotation, biological process: rRNA processing.